Molecule: messenger RNA, 1815 nt
Organism: Prunus armeniaca (apricot)
Lineage: Eukaryota; Viridiplantae; Streptophyta; Magnoliopsida; Rosales; Rosaceae
Source: the annotation of a GenBank genome assembly
AUGCCUGGCAUCGAUCCCCAGAUCAUCUGCCAUCGCCUACACGUCAACCCAGCCAUCAAGCCUGUAGCGCAGAAGAGACGCAACUUCGCCCCCGAGCGAGUCGCCAUCAUUGAAGCCGAGAUCGACAAGCUUCUAGUUGCCGGUUUCAUUGAAGAAGUCUCAUACGCAGAAUGGCUGGCGAACGUUGUUCUAGUAGCAAAGAAAGAUAAAGGCCUGUGGAGAGUGUGCGUCGACUAUACUGACCUCAACAAGGCAUGUCCUAAAGAUAACUUUCCACUGCCGAGAAUUGACCAGCUCGUCGAUUCAACUUCCGGCAAUCAACUGCUAAGCUUCAUGGACGCCUACUCCGGUUACAACCAGAUCAUGAUGCAUGAAGACGACAAGGCAAAGACCUCUUUCAUCAUCGAAAGAGGUACCUACUGCUACAAGGUCAUGCCCUUUGGGCUGAAGAACGCCGGGGCAACCUACCAAAGGCUGGUGAAUAAAAUUUUCAAGGAGCAAAUCGGCAAGACUAUGGAGGUCUACGUAGACGACAUGCUAGUCAAAGCUCCCGAGCGAGCAGACCACAUCGAGAAUCUUGCCGAGGCAUUCAGCAUACUCCGAAAAUACAACAUGAAGUUGAACCCGAGCAAAUGCACAUUUGGAGUCUCGUCCGGCCGAUUCCUUGGAUACUUAGUCACCCAAAGAGGAAUUGAGGCACAUCCAAAUCAAAUCAAGGCUAUACUCAACAUGAAGUCACCUGCCACAACAAAGGAGAUACAAAGUCUAACGGGUAGGGCGGCAGCUCUCAACCGAUUCCUCUCUAGAUCUACCGACAAAUGCAAACCAUUUUUCAAAGCCUUGAAGAAGGGACACAAAGAUAAGUGGGAUGACGAGUGUGAAGUAGCUUUUCAAAACUUGAAAACUUACCUCACUUCACCUCCAUUGCUCUCAAAGCCGAUGCCAGGCGAAGACUUGUACAUCUACCUAGCGGUGUCCGACUCAGCUGUCAGCUCAGCUCUCAUCCGAGAAGAGCUGGGGGCACAACAUCCGGUAUUCUACACUUCAAAAGCUCUCCUCGAUGCAGAGACUCGCUAUCCGAAAAUGGAGAAGCUCAUUUUUUCGCUUGUGGUUUCUGCGAGAAAGUUAAGGCCAUACUAUCAAGCACACCGGAUAAUUGUCAUAACAGAAUUUCCUUUGAGAUCGAUCCUUCACAGCCCCGACGCUUCUCAGCGACUCAUGAAAUGGGCUAUCGAACUCAGUCAAUACGACCUCCUCUACCGGCCGAAGACUGCUAUAAAAGCCCAAGCUUUAGCAGAUUUUGUUGUAGAGUUUACUCCGACAGCCGAAGAAGAGAAGAUGGUUACGAAAAGCAAGGAAAAAGCGGACGACACCUCCCCCACCGAUUCGAACCUACCUAACGACAUGUGGCAGUUGCAUGUAGACGGAGCAUCAAAUCACAAGGGAGCGGGAGCGGGAGUCGUCAUAAUCACCCCAGACGGAACCUUGUUGGAACAAGCUAUCACACUAGGCUUUUCUGCUUCAAACAACGAGGCAGAAUAUGAGGCACUGCUUGCAGGACUACGCCUAGCGAAAGAACUGUCGAUCAAGAGACUGGCCGUCUACUCAGACUCCCAACUGAUCACGAAUCAAGCCUCAGGCGAGUACAUGGCAAAGCACCCAAGAAUGGUUCAGUACCUCGACAAAGUCCAAGGACUUUUGAAAGAAUUCCCUACUUUCACCAUCCAACAAGUUCCACGGGCAGAGAACACUCAUGCAGAUGCGUUGGCGAGCCUAGGAUCAGCACUGGACACCCAGUCCAUGGCUACUCCCUAA